UAUGGACGGGUGCGCGUGUGGAGGCACCGUAGAAACCGGUGUUCUGUGACCGUCGUACCUCAGGCCAAUUAUGUAUUUCUGGCUUUAUGGCCGGACUAUUUGGUCAUGUCCGUGGUUUGGACUCCCCGAUCCCCUUUCAGAUGACAUGUUGUGAAGCUUAGGUGCCCCUCUGCGUUACAAUUAAGCCCUUCCGCUUUACUACAGUGGUGCUCAUUUUGUGUGCUUUUACGCGUCAAUCCGUUAUGUGCAGUGUUCGCACGCGGUGUACGUAUGUAUACAUUACUUUCAUAAUAUUCUAGUGAAGUGGCACAGAUCUCCCAAGUGGGAUGCGCGGCUCACCAUGUUUGUACUUGUACGUCCCAGCCAUAUGUUUUGUGUACUUGCGUGCUUGCUAGUCGACCAUGUACUCGAUUAUGCGAAUCGGUACGGCAAUAGCAGCUGUAGAGAGACUGAUAGACAUUCUAAGCGUACCUCGGAUGAGUCAUCAAGCUCUGUGUGGUGUCGUGGCCCUAACCAUACCGUGAGAACAUGCAUAUUCAGGAACUUGUACUAUCGAGGAGACACCGGAGAUUUUGUUUUUCUGCACGGCCCGGGAACGACUCUUCUUGGUGACCUAAACGGAAGAAACGAUCCUGCGCUUACCGAUUUAUCGUCUGUAAGCGAUCACGGGGCGUUUUACUUCAAUUUCGUGGACUUACCAGUGUCGACGUUUUCACCGCUCCAUGUUGUGGAUGUUCGCAGCGACACAUUUGUGGUCAGUCGCUUCAACCCAGACAAUCUGAUGCAUGUGUUUCACGAUGAUCUUAUUCCUAUAUUUUCGACUGUUCGAGAGAUACGUAGUUGCAGCAGUAGUGAAGAGAUACUGCACUGCCUAGACAACAUUACGCUGUUCCUGGCUGAUGAAAGACGAAAGGGACCUUACUGGCAGCUGUACAAAGCCCUUGUUAGAAAUCAAAAGAUAUUGUACAAAAGCCAAAUGUCUAAGUGGUACCGCUUUAGAAGAGCUAUUGUUGGAUUGCGAAAAGACAGCACCUGGUAUCAGUAUGGUUUUGUGGUCCCACAAGGCCCUCUCAACACUAACCUAAGGAUAGCUGGUGCAGAAGUCGGCCACUUUGCUCAUUUUUUCCUUCAUGCACUUGAUGUGCCACCGACAUUAAAGGUAAACAGAAGUCGUGCACUCAUAAUAUCAAGAACCAAGAACAGGCUAAUUACAAACCUAGAUGAGCUAGUGCAUAUGGUGCAGGCGCACACUAAGCUUACACCUGUAGUCAUUGAUCUGGAAAGCGAAUCGCUGCAGGAUGUAAUAAUUUUGCUGAGAGACACACAACUUUUGAUAAGCAUGCAUGGCUCAGCAUUGAUAUUGUCAAUGUUCUUGCAGCCAGGAUCAGCAGUGUUGGAAAUGUUUCCAUAUGGCAUUAAUCCUGACAACUACACUCCAUACAAAACCCUUGCAAAUUUUCCAUCAAUGAAUAUUGCCUAUGCAGCAUGGAGAAAUACAAACAAGACCAACACAGUGUUUCACCCCGAAUUUGAACCACAGUAUGGUGGAAUAUAUCACUUGCCGCUGGAAGCCCAACAGCAGAUACUCGAAAAUGAAGAAGUUCCACCACACCUGUGCUGUGACAAUCCAGACUGGCUUUUCCACAUAUAUCAGGACACAGCAGUUGACACAUCAAUUGUGCCACUGCUUGUCAACCUAACUGCUGAACACGUUCCCACACACAAUAACCUAAAAGAAAACAUUUUUCCAGGACCAGUUGUGGGGCUGGAAUGUGAAGUUCAAAAACAUUCUGAAGGCAACACACAGUUGUUAGUUACCUGGCAUGAGCCAUGGAAUAUAGCAUUUGUUAGUUUUGAGCAUUGUUACUAUGAAUCAUGGCUAAAAAAUGGUGCUGAGGUUGAAAUGAUUCAAACAAAUAUCACAGUUUUUGUCAGAAACGUUACUACCAAUCCCUUCUAUGUAUGGGUGAAAGCGGUGUGUGAUGGAAAAUCUGGUGGCUUUAAUGCAUUCCCUCCCAGCUGCAAGUAUAUCACCCACUGAAAACUUUUACAAUAAUUGCAUGGCAGCAGUGCAUGCUAUGUAAGGAAGUGUUUUCGAAUAGUCGGCCGAAUAACGCCAUGCUGAUGGUCAGGUAUGUCUGAUGGAGAGUAGAGGGCGUCCAAGGUGCAGUCUUCAAUGUUUUAUACAUAUAUAAUAUAUAUAUAUAUAUAUAUAAAUGACAAAUAAAAGUGGGCUCGGCACUGCAAGCUUACACUGAAAUUGUGCUGCAUUUCUUAUGCUUCACGUUUCACGGAGUACCAACAGAAUUUGAAAUGGCCGGGGGCCCGGGCUGGUCGGCGUCUAAUGUGAUGUCAUGUCGUCGUGGUCACGCGCAGAAACAAGAUCUCAAAACAAGCUCAAAACAAGUGCAGAAUUGAUCAAAACCAGUUCAAAAUAAGCUAACAUGAUUCAGAAUAAUUUAAAAGACAGGAAUAAUCAAGAAUUAAGUGCAUUAAUUAGCAAAAACUCGUGAAAAUCGCUUCCGAAACGCCAGUCUGGAACCAGCGCAGUACAAGAGAGGGCGCCACCACUCCACAAGCGCUCGAUUCCUCCACACUUGUGCAAGAAUAGCACAAGAAUAACAAAGGAAACACCAGCGCAUCACUGCUUUGCACUUCCCCAGGUUUCACAUUAGUGGAGUUGCAUUAGCGCUGGAUUUGAACUACACAAGCGCAGAAUUUUUUUCUUUAAGCCCCUUAACUGUCAAUGACGAGAUAACUCAUUAUGGUAAAGGUUGCACUACCUUGCAAUUUUGACACAUAUAAUUAACACACAAUGUCUUUUGCUAUUUUUUUCAACAAUAGGUCCGUCCGAUUCGCCUGCACCACUGUGAACCAGUUCAUGGCGGUUUAACGAGAAGUUUAGAAAUUGCGCAGCUCGAUUUCUGCGGUGCAGGCACAGCGUGACACUUGAAACGAAUGCCAAGGUGCAGACGCAGUGCAGGCGUUAUGUCCGACUAAUGUGCACGGAGUGCGUAAGGUUCAGAGGUCCCGACCUGCGGGUAUGAUCGGCUUCUGGGGCGUAAAUACACACCACACUUGCGUAGACACAUCACACUAAGUAAGCGAGGUUUUAAUGGCGCUCGCACCCGUGUGCUACGUCGUCUGCUGCACUGCUGCUUCGCACCUGUAUGCCUGCACCAAGUCGGCACCAACAGAGGGGUUGGUAGCAGAAAAAUCAUGAACCAGCCCUGCACCUUUUGAAACGAACAGCAUGGUUCAGCGGGCGCCAUUGCUGCACCGCUGAAACGAAUGGCAGGGUGCAGCAGCUGGUGAACUGGUUCAGGUGGUGCAGGCAAAUCGAACGUACCUAAGAGCAGUAAAAGUGCUAUGAAUAUUCCUGGUAUCUUUUUUAAAAAUAUAUGGCAAAAUGCAGUUUUUUUUUUUUUCGUAAUGAGCACUUUUCAUUAAUUUUUCUAACUUUCUCAUGAUAGUUAAGGGGUUGAUGAAUAGCUGUUAGUCCAGUUGCUGUGGUAUGAAGUCUAAAUGUUUCUAAUGUUUUGGAUGCAUGCUUUCUGGAGUAGCAGCCCUGCAAUUAUGAAAAAUGUGUGCCAGCCUGCCAGGUCAGCUCCAACAUGCCACAUCAGCAUCUAUCACUACAGCCACUGGGUAGUCAUGAUGUUCGAUCAGAUAUUUUUCUCAUUUGACAAAAUGUGGCACAAAUCUUGCUGAAGGUUUAGAAAAAGAAGGCAGUCAACAAAAUCACAAUAGUAAAAAAGAAAAUCAACCCUUCAAUUGCUGAGAUUUUAGCAAACUUGCUUUCAUCUUAAAUACAACAGUAUGCCCUUCAAUGCUUAAUCAGCACUUAAGAGAAUUCCUGUGCAGGUACUUCAAUGACUUUGUGUAAACUUGUAAUCUUAUCCAUUUUCCUUGUAUCCAAAUGAAUAUACUAUAGAGGGUGAAACAUGUCUGCCAUUGGGAAGAGGACAGGUGGGGUGUUGCAGUACAGCUCCAACAUAUUUGUACCUUUGCCACAGCAAUUAAAAAAAGAAAAGAAAAACCAAGUGUCAGUAGGCUUACAAUUCAGAAAUAUAUCUCGGUAGGCAUUACAUGUUGGUUGAUCAUGCUGGCGCAGAAAAGUGUCAGCUGCAUGUAUAUAGUUACAAAAAACCCUUUUUCCAAUACUGUUAAGUUUCCUUUAGCAUUUAUACUUCUACCAAUAUGACAGCACUAGUAAUCACUAAAAUUGCCUAAUGUGCACGCUAGGACUUGACACAUGCACGUUCUAUGAUAGUGGAGACCAUACGAACAUGUUUCACAUAUCGUAGCAGACUACUUCCACACAUGGGAAAACUCACUUAGUAAUUGUUUGUUAAAUUCACUACAUGGUGAAGCAAGUAGUAACAUGGAGUUACCUACACCUACAAAUCAAGAAACCAUGUGAGGGACAUGUGCACCCUUCAGUGUAGCAUAAAAGAAGUGGUAAGAGAACAGGGUAAAUGUGUGCAAUGCCUUCAUUAUUUUCGAAGGGAAUUCUGACAUGCCCAAACAAUACUAUGUCAAAGACACAGGGUUGCCAAAUCCACCUUAAAGGGGGCCCUGAACCACUUUUAAUUGAAGUGGAGAAAGACAUUUGAGGUGAAAAUAGGCUAUUUCAGAAAUACUUUGCCGUAAAAAGUACUUCAAUGCGUUCAGCAUAAGCAAUCAGCAAUAAGCGUUCAGUUAUUGGCAAUCAAACACUGCCUCCGCUGUGCUCCGCCUUUCUUCUUCAAUGCCUUGCACUGCGAAGGCUAUGACGGAGUGGGGCGGGGCCACAAUGCUCUGCCUUUGAAACGUGACUGUGGCGCGCAGUUCAAAUUUCAUUUUGGAUGUUAACGUAGAUGCCACGACUUCCGAUUUUGGUGUCUACGAUGCGCUAAACGUAAGCCAAACGCGUUAUCCUCAGUGAGCCGCAGUGCGCUUAUCCAGUGGACUCGUGGCGGCACCCCACGGCGGCCACGGUGUAAACGACCACAGCGACCAAUAACAGCCGCGUAUUGCCUCUGUUGAAACGAGAGCAUUUGAGAGAAAGGUGACUUCAUGCUCCGCUUGCGAGCUCCACGCACCGCCUACGACAGCGAAACUUGGCUGAUGUUCACAGCAGCGUAUGCUACCCAUGGACUAUGUUAUUUCACCAAGCCCAAAGGGAGGUUCACGGCCCCUUUAACAAUCAUUGGUGCGUAGCAAUGCUGCCUAUAGAAGUUGCCGACAGGCAGACAAAGAGAAAGUGUAAGCAAUCUGGCAAACAAUUUCGGUAUAUGAAACGGUACUUUCAGUCACAUUUCACCAUUUCACGAAUUUCACCAUUUCACGAGUACUUAUCUCACUUUCACCCGCCAUGGUUGCUUAGUGACUUUGGUGUUACGCUGCUAAGCACGAGCUUCCCGCCCACUUUCGAUGGGGGCGAAAUACAACAAACACCUGUGUACUUAGGCUUAAGUGCACGUUAAAGAACCCCAGGUGGUCAAAAUUAAUCCAUUAUCCCCCAUUACGGUGUGCCUCAUAACCAGAUCAUGGUUUUGGCAUGUAAAACCCCAUAAUUUGUAAUCCCACUUUUGAAAUUUACAUACAAACCAGGUGUAUCACUUACGCAGCCCCAUUACUCAAUGGGAAAUGAACACAACAUGGCACUUUGCCCAUAACAUUUUGUUUUGCAAACACUGACAUGCAGCCUGGGUCUCAACAGCAAGCGUUGUGCCACCAUUGCUGGCAUAAAAUUAGAGGAGAAAACUGAUGAAAAGAUGACUGUAUAGAGGUUAUCAUUCCUUAGGAGGCGCAUCAGUGAAAGGUUCUUUAAGCAAUACUGCUCCUAAUGACAUAAAAGCAAAAAAAAAAAAAAAAAAAACAUUACUAUAAGCAUGCCUGUACCACACUUUUAAAAGCAGCGGUAAAAGCUAUCAGCAUCUUGAAAAUUUCCUCAAAUAUCUAGAACAUAAUUCAGCAGCAAAGGGCCAGGCUGCUGUAUAAUAGGAGAUAGCAGAUUCAGCACGGAUGACUUGGCACAAAAGUAUGUUGAAAAUGUGUUACCAGAACUGCGCUGAAAACUCAAGGGACCUUAAACUAUUCAGGUUACCGCAAGAAACUUGGGCAGCCCCCACUAGGACAAGAGAAUGUCUUAACAGAGUUGAGUUUAGUCUACAGUACUUGAAGCUUGGUCAGUGACACUUUGAAAAUAAAAUGCAAUUCAUCUGAGAUGGGUUCGAUACUGCUCCUUCAAGGAACACCUACCACAAGGCUGUUGAACUGGAACUGAACCAAAAACUGAAAAUAAAAAAAAAUAUAAAAAAGAACUAUUUAUGAGCAAAGCAGAACUGAACCAGAGUGCUCAAAUUUUUUUAUGAAACAAAGAAAUUGAGCAGAAAUCAUAAAAAAUGAUGGUUAAAUUAAGCAAAGCUUUUACUGCUUUGUACCAUAUUGCACUUCUCUAUUUUGUCCAGCUGAAGCAUUGGUAGUUCUUUGUGGCUUUGCACGGCUGCAGCUCGCAGUCCAGCGCAGGCAUGAUAGCAAGAUGCAAGGCUGUGCAUUAGCUUUGUCAUAAAUGUUUUAUUUUGUUUUUGUCAUGUAUAUUGUAAUGUUGCACAGCACUGGGUGCAUCUCUUCCGCUGCAGACAUGGACUG
Dermacentor silvarum is the source of this 6636-nucleotide messenger RNA. Its product is annotated as protein O-linked-mannose beta-1,4-N-acetylglucosaminyltransferase 2-like. Gene Ontology annotation, cellular component: endoplasmic reticulum. Gene Ontology annotation, biological process: protein O-linked glycosylation via mannose. The coding region runs from base 341 to 2041 and encodes 566 amino acids. Gene Ontology annotation, molecular function: protein O-acetylglucosaminyltransferase activity. The transcript is spliced from 2 exons. The record is from RefSeq and is a predicted model, not a curated record. NCBI's taxonomy places the organism in Eukaryota, Metazoa, Arthropoda, Arachnida, Ixodida, Ixodidae.